Molecule: messenger RNA, 1095 nt
Organism: Beauveria bassiana ARSEF 2860
Lineage: Eukaryota; Fungi; Ascomycota; Sordariomycetes; Hypocreales; Cordycipitaceae
Exons: 2
Coding region: 1-1095 (364 amino acids)
Cellular component (GO): mitochondrion
Source: RefSeq, a predicted model, not a curated record
AUGAAGUCGGCAAUGCCCCGGAUCUCGUGGGUUAGGGGCGUCAAGUCCCUGCACCGUGCGAGCUCAGCCGUCUCGCGCAGGACCGUCGCCGUCGCCACUCGCUCCAUCUCGACGACGCCCGCGCCGCGCAACACAGAGAUCCCCGAGGACUCUAUCCUCACCCGGCUCCCUCCUACCCACGCCCUCGACAACAAGGAUACCACCGACCGGCGCCCUCUAGCCGUGCGCCACUCGCGGCUACCGUUCCCCGCGAGCCGCAACGAGGCCGCGACGCCCAAGGAAGUGAGCGCCGCGGACCCGGUGUACGAGCCGGCCACGUCGCUCGAAGACCUCGCGGAGGCGGGCACACUGAGCGAGUGGUGGGACCAGCCGGGCCACUGGAGCGAGCUGGAUGAGUUCACGGCGUUUGCGAGCGCGGAGAAGGUCACAGAUAAAGCCGCCAUUGCGGUGUACUACCGCAGAGCGCUCGUCGAGGUACUGGUCCUGCAGGAGACGGGCGCGCUGGGAGAAUGGGCUACGCAAAAGUGGGCAGAGGGCUCGCGCGAGGACAUGGAUGCUGCGCUCGCUGUGGAGAUUGUGGCCCAAGAAGGCGGUGCGGUGCUCAAGGGCGAGGUGGCUGCUGUUGCGAACAGCUUGAAGCAGGUGUCCGAGGUCUCGGAGGAGGUUGCGCGACCGGAGAGAAUCUCUAGUGAAGAAGCUGCUGAGAUGAUCAAGACGUGGGACUCCUCAUGGAAGGACAUUGCCGUCAAUGAUCAGAUGAAGUUUGCCCUCCGCAAACGACUAUACCAGCUCACCGGCAACAUGAUCCCCGACGCCAAGCUCGGCGCCGCGACCACGGUCGGCCACCUCAUCACCCUGACGGCCAAGCAGCCCAAGCCGCAGCGGCUGGCCGAGAUUCUGCAAAAGACGGAGGAGCUCCAGCGGCUGGCCAACGUCAAGUUGCACGACCGCCGCGUCAGCUCCAUCGACAGGGAAGUGGCUGUCGGCCGCUGGAAGCUGAUUGAGGCUGAGCUGGCCAAGAGGGACUUGCCCAUCACGGGCCAGCCCGAUGUGUCGGGAAAUAGAGAGAGGGAACACCUCCUGGGGAGGAUAUAA